Molecule: messenger RNA, 1516 nt
Organism: Bufo gargarizans (Asiatic toad)
Lineage: Eukaryota; Metazoa; Chordata; Amphibia; Anura; Bufonidae
Exons: 3
Coding region: 260-1516 (418 amino acids)
Source: RefSeq, a predicted model, not a curated record
AGGCCUUUAAGUGGAAGCAUGCAGGGAAUAUGCGUGGCCAGGGUAGAAAUAAUACCAUGAAUCCAUCAACAAGAAUAACUGGUGGUCACACUGAUCCUAGUGAUCAGAGCUUGAGUGAGGGCGAUUUUUUAUCAGAAGCCAGCGACGAUGGAGGACAAGGAGGGGACUACGCAAAUCCAAGAAAAAGAGGACCACAACAUCGCAGGGGCAACAACUAUCCACUUUUCCAAAAGAGACGACUACAACAGUACUAAAUGGUAUGGACACUAAUGCUCUUCAGGUCAUAAAUCUAUCUACAUAUAACCUGACCCCCCAGGAGAAAUCCAUAUUGGAAAAAGGACUCUCCUUCUCCCCCAUGCGAAUCUUGGACAAAUUUGAAUUUGUUAAAGACACAUAUUUGUUUUGCAGACAACUUUGUUUUAAACUUCUAUAUAAUCAACCAUCAAUUUUACAAACUCUGGCUGAGGAUGAACGUGGGGUAUUCAUGGAUCUCAUGGACCUUCUGCGAGAAAAUGAGUCCGAAACAGGUAGGAGGUGUUUCACCUUGAAUAAGCCCUCUCUACUUACCCCUUCAUUCAAUUUAUUUCCUAACAUUCAACUCUUUUUUCAAGCCAUAGUACAUGAGAUACAGAAACUUAAACCUGAUUGCCUGCAAGGUAGAAACCUGAAUAGCCUGGAAUCCGAUACUAUACGAAAAUUGCAGGUCAAUAGCACCUUUGUCAUCAAAGAGGCGGAUAAGGGCGGUAAUGUGGUCCUAUGGGACAUGGACUUAUACAUACAAGAGGCGACUCGACAGCUGAAAAAUGGAGCAUUUUAUGUACCCUUACCCUCGGAUCCCACAGUGGUUUUCAAGAAAAAACUGGACCAACUAUUGAAAUCAGCUCGGGAUAUGUUCAUCAUUACUAAAAAGGAGCAUCAAUUUCUCGAGGUGAGUGAACCGAUUAUCCCCACGUUCUAUAUGCUCCCGAAAGUGCAUAAGGACCUCCACAACCCCCCAGGUCGACCCAUUGUGGCCGGCAUUGGGGGUUUGUGUGAACAGGCCUGCACUUAUUUGGACUUUUUUCUCCAACCUAUGGUUCUAGGAUUACCCUCAUAUGUGCGGGAUUCUCUCCACCUGAUUGAAAUGUUGGAACAACUGUCAAUUACCUCUAAUGUAUUGCUGGUGACCUGCGACGUUGAGUCUUUGUACACGAAUAUUGCACACAAGGAUGGCAUUAGUGCCACUACCUACUUCUUGGAGAAGUCAACCUCGGGGGAGCCAGCCCACCGCGCCUUUCUGGGCUCCAAGGAGACCUGUAUCCAAUUCAUCGAAACACUGAACCAAAAUGACUUGAAUAUUCAUUUGACAUAUAAUAUCUCGGAUGAUACGGUGGAAUUUUUGGAUCUGAGACUGCGUAAGGAAAAUGAACGGAUUGCCACAUCCCUUUUUCGAAAGAUGGUCAGCGUUAUACAAAAUCUUGGAGAACCAUUGGUUCCUGCUCACUUCAGAUCACAGAUUGACGCCCCUUUUGGAUGA